Aspergillus ruber CBS 135680 is the source of this 405-nucleotide messenger RNA. RefSeq lists its product as uncharacterized. NCBI's taxonomy places the organism in Eukaryota, Fungi, Ascomycota, Eurotiomycetes, Eurotiales, Aspergillaceae. The coding region runs from base 1 to 405 and encodes 134 amino acids. The record is from RefSeq and is a predicted model, not a curated record. The transcript has 2 exons.
AUGGCUGACAUAAACCACAUUUCUCUGCUGUCAUACCUACAGGAGACCUUGUCUGCAAUUCCUAGCUACCUUCAAGUUCAUGAGCACAGCAGCUUUGAUCCCACCUACGGACCGACGACAUCGAAAGUGCCACCGUCUGGCACGACUUCAGCCUGGAUGCCAUCCUUCAGAAAUACCACCAUGCUCUUACACGAAAUACGACAAUCUCUGCGAGCUGAAUUCAGCUACUUGGCUGAAGUGGGCCUAGGGUCCACGGAUGGCAUCUCACCAGUCAUAUUCGAUAAUGGAGGGACCAUCCGGGAGAUCGACGGUUAUAUUUCAGCCAUAGCCUACUACGAGGCAGCAUUCAUCUUCAGCACUGAUCCGAACCGUGCCCUGGGAGAUGUUCAGAUCCUCUGGGAGUGA